This is a messenger RNA of Parasteatoda tepidariorum (common house spider), 885 nucleotides long. The record is from RefSeq and is a predicted model, not a curated record. Lineage: Eukaryota; Metazoa; Arthropoda; Arachnida; Araneae; Theridiidae.
AUUUUUCAGUCAUUUUUUUAUUUCAUUUUAUGGGUCAUUUAUUUGAAUAAUGCGUUAUAAAAGGAGGGAGUUAGGAACCAUGAGUUAAAAUUGUGGAACGGAUAUAGUGAAGUCCCGGUUAUAGUGAACGGAAAUUUUGGUUCCUUGAAGGUUCACUAUCGGGGUUUGACUGUACUAUGAUGAAAUUGAAUAGAUUCAUACGUUGAUGUUGGAAUGUAUUAAUUUUGAAAAACCUAUUCCCCAGGAGCAGAGGUUGAAAGAACUAGCCAAACAGACUCCCGAUGCUAUCCCCAAAGUUCCCAGCCUCAUACCACUUCCUGUAUAUGUGAGUCCCUCUGCAAAGCCAAAAGAAAUAAUGAACUCAGAAAAGCCCUCAUCUGAUUUGAUGUCUCUGAAUCAACCAGUUUUAGGUGGAGGUUUCAUACAGGCUGUCCCUUACCCACAAGAAGAUUUUUCAGCAGUUCAGCCUCAAGCAAUGGCUCCAAAUUUUGUCACUGAAGUACCUUUUAGUGCUGCAUUUCCUGUGGUUCAACAAGCUGAUACAGGAGACAAUUUCGCUGUGGAAUCUAUAUCCAGUAAAGAAAAGCUUUCAAGGAAAAGUAAAGUUGGAGCUGCUUUUAAACGGAUGAUGUGUGUGUGUGGUUUUGCUAAAAGAUUAGUAUCUUUCAAAAAGUAUAGUGAGUGUCAACUAUAUACAUUUGUUUUAUCUGCUCUUAAUGGUCCAGGUUAAAGAGGAUGCUUCUGACUACAGUUUCUUAUACUGGCACUGUGCAGUUUUCCCUACUUAUGUUGCUGAUUUGUAUGACAAUGGCACUGACACAUGAUCAAACCUGAUACAGUAUAUGGUAUCAGCAUUGCAUGACAGUGUCUGGUCAUUAUUAUCAU